Tarenaya hassleriana is the source of this 792-nucleotide messenger RNA. RefSeq names its product glycine-rich RNA-binding protein 6, mitochondrial. Lineage: Eukaryota; Viridiplantae; Streptophyta; Magnoliopsida; Brassicales; Cleomaceae. Bases 126 to 572 code for a protein of 148 amino acids. Gene Ontology annotation, molecular function: RNA binding. The record is from RefSeq and is a predicted model, not a curated record. The transcript has 4 exons.
CCACCUCCAUUCGCAUUUCCCUUUUCCCAACGAUCGACCGAUUUCGCUAGGGUUUUCGCUUAAACCCUUUUCCUCUACAAACCCUAAGAUUUCGGUCGGUCAGUCGCUCAAUCAAAUCGAUCACUAUGGCUUUCAGAAUUCCGUCGGUAGCAAGGUCUGCGGUGGCGGCACCCGGCGGUUUAAGACGGCUUUUCUGCUCGACCUCCGCCACGUUCCCUUUUGCUCCGCCGCAGCAAAACGACGCCGCCCCGGGCCGUCCCCAGGCGGAGCCCAGCACCAAUCUCUUUGUUUCCGGGCUUAGUAAGCGCACCACUUCAGAAGGACUUCGAGAUGCUUUCGCCAAGUUUGGACAAGUGGCUGAUGCUAAAGUGGUCAAGGACAGGGUGUCGGGAUAUUCCAAGGGUUUCGGUUUCGUUAGGUAUGAAACAAUAGACGAUGCUGCGAAAGGGAUAGAAGGCAUGGAUGGGAAGUUCCUAGACGGAUGGGUUAUAUUUGCCGAGUACGCACGACCAAGACAGCAACCAGCGCCACUGCAACAGAACAUGUCACGUCCUCCGUACGGAAACUGGUAGAAGCAGCUCGUGAAGCAUCUCUGUCUUCCCUCCUUUUGAUCAUUGGUUCAACCACUACAUUAAAAAAAAAACAAUAAUGCUUGCCCUUUUGUAUUAUUGUGAAACAUGGAAAGAUCAUGAACUCGGUUUUUUUUUUUUUGGGAGGACAUUGUAUUGUGCUCUCCAAUCCAUCACCAUGAAUUAUGAUAAACCCAUUUUACAAAUCGAAGGCUUUUCAUGA